Impatiens glandulifera is the source of this 949-nucleotide messenger RNA. Its product is annotated as U-box domain-containing protein 35-like. Bases 5 to 949 code for a protein of 314 amino acids. Lineage: Eukaryota; Viridiplantae; Streptophyta; Magnoliopsida; Ericales; Balsaminaceae. The transcript has 4 exons. The record is from RefSeq and is a predicted model, not a curated record.
UUCGAUGGAGAAGAGAAGCGAUGGAGAAUUAUCACAUGAUGAUCAUGACAAAUAUGUUCAGGGAGAGAUGGGGAGUAGUGACAUGUGUGAAAUUUUGGAGGAGUUAGUGAAAGUGGACGAUGAAAGAGUGAUGAUCUGUGAAAUAGAGGAAUUGAGGGAGGAGGAAUUAAGGGAUUCUCAUAUUGAGUUUGAUGGGGCCGGGCUGCAGGGAGUGGGAGAUACAGUUUGUGUGGUGAUCAACGGUGAUGAUGACCAUGGCAGCAGCAGCAGCACUAUUAGCAUGGAUGCUCUGCUUUGGACGCUGACCAAUGGAAAUGGCCAUGGCACCGGCUCUUCUCUCUUUCUGGUUCACGUCUACCCCCCGCUCCGUUUCAUCCCCACUGCCUUGGGAAAGCUUCCCAUAAACCAAGCCAAUGAACAACAGAGGAACAUUCACUUGGCUAAACAGAGGACCAAAAGACUUCAAUGCCUCCAACCAUUCCUCGACUUGUGUUCUACUUCACAGGUAACAGCUGACGUGAUCCCCAUAGAAGGAGAUAAGGAGGCAAACGCCAUUCUGGAACUCAUCUCUGCUUUUCAAAUAAGGACCCUUGUAUUGGGCAUUCCCCCGAGACCCAGACCCAGAUCAUCAUCAUCAAAUAUAAUAAUUACUACUACUACAAAGAAAGAAGGGAGGCAAGGAAUUAGUGGAGUAGCCGGCCGCAUACUUGAGGAUGCACCUGAGUUUUGUGAGGUUAAGAUAAUCUGUCAAGGUAAACAAUUACUAGUAACUAGACAUGAUACUGCUCCUUCUCCUUCCUCCUCCUCCUCCGCCUCUUCUCCAACUGCAAGCAGCAACAACAUUAAUAAUCGCAGUCCCCUGCAUCCUCAACAACAACAACAACCACCACCACAAACUCAUGCACUAGGUGCUUACUGCAAAUGCUUCAAACCCAGGACCAUCUCCUGA